AACGGCGCCGCCCCUCCCGCAGACGCGCCUAGUUCCGGGAGAUCCAGGCAGGGUUUUGCAGCGGAGCUGUUGGGCUGCGUGUGCCGAUUCCUCUCCGCGAGCCACGCCGCAGUUGGCUGCUGGAGAUCAUGGUGCUGGACGAAGCAUGGACCGCUCUGUCGGGAGCCUCCGGGGUAGCCCUGGCCUGCUGUUUGUUGGCGGCAGCCGCGGUCCUGCGCUGGUCCCGGCGUGGGGUGGCCCGAGCGGCGGCGGCCAGAGCGCGGCAGCGGCAGAGAGCCAGCCUGGAGACCAUGGACAAGGCGGCGCAGCGCUUCCGGCUGCAGAACCCUGACUUGGACUCAGAGGCGCUGCUGUCCCUGCCCCUGCCGCACCUGGUGCAGAAGUUACAUAGUGGGGAGCUAUCCCCAGAGGCUGCACUCUUCACCUUUGUAGGAAAGGCCUGGGAAGUGAACAAAGGAAUCAACUGUGUGACCUCGUACCUGACUGACUGUGAGAAUCUGCUGUCUCAGGCCCCAAGGCAGGGCCUGCUCUAUGGUGUUCCUGUGAGCCUUAAGGAGUGUUUCACCUACAAGGGCCAAGACUCCACGCUAGGCUUGAGCCUGAAUGAGGGGGCACCGUCGGAAUGCGACAGUGUGGUGGUGCAGGUGCUGAAGCUGCAGGGGGCCGUGCCCUUUGUGCACACCAAUGUCCCCCAGUCAAUGUUAAGCUAUGACUGCAGUAACCCCCUCUUUGGCCAGACCUUGAACCCAUGGAAGUCCUCCAAGAGCCCAGGUGGCUCUUCAGGGGGUGAGGGGGCCCUAAUUGCAUCUGGAGGCUCCCCCUUGGGCUUAGGCACUGAUAUUGGAGGCAGCAUCCGUUUCCCUUCGGCCUUCUGUGGCAUCUGUGGCCUCAAGCCUACUGGAAACCGCCUCAGCAAGAGUGGCCUGAAGGGCUGUGUCUAUGGACAGACGGCAGUGCAGCUUUCUGUCGGCCCCAUGGCCCGGGAUGUGGAGAGCCUAGCACUGUGCUUGCGAGCCCUGCUGUGUGAAGACAUGUUCCGUUUGGACCCCACUGUGCCUCCUCUGCCAUUCAGAGAGGAGGUCUAUACAAGCUCUAGGCCCCUGCGUGUAGGAUACUAUGAAACUGACAACUAUACCAUGCCCAGCCCGGCUAUGAGGCGGGCCCUGCUGGAGACCAAGCAGAGUCUUGAGGCCGCUGGCCACACGCUGAUUCCCUUUUUGCCAAACAACAUACCCUAUGCUCUGGAGGUCCUCACUGCAGGUGGACUGUUCAGUGACGGUGGCCACACUUUCCUCCAGAACUUUAAAGGUGACUUUGUGGAUCCCUGCCUGGGGGACCUGAUCUUAAUUCUCAAGCUGCCUGGGUGGCUUAAAGGACUGCUGAGCUUCCUGCUGAAGCCCCUGCUUCCACGGCUGGCAGUCUUUCUCAACAGCAUGAGGCCUCGGUCAUCUGCAAAGCUCUGGAAACUUCAGCAUGAGAUUGAGGUGUACCAAAAGUCUGUGAUUGCUCAGUGGAAAGCGAUGAAUCUGGAUGUGCUGCUGACCCCCAUGCUGGGCCCUGCUCUGGACUUGAAUGCAUCAGGCAGGGCCACAGGAGCUAUCAGCUACACUGUACUCUACAACUGCCUAGACUUCCCUGCGGGGGUGGUGCCUGUCACCACAGUGACCGCUGAGGACGAUGCCCAGAUGGAACACUACAGAGGCUACUUUGGGGAUAUCUGGGACAAGAUCCUGAAGAAGGGCAUGAAGAAGAGUGUGGGCCUGCCUGUGGCCGUGCAGUGUGUGGCUUUGCCCUGGCAGGAAGAGCUGUGUCUGCGGUUCAUGAGGGAGGUGGAGCAGCUAAUGACCCCAGAAAAGCAGCUCUGGAGGACCUGAGGCCCACGUGCCCUGCAGUCCUACCUAUUCAAAACAUUGCCACUUGUGAGGAAAUGCCUAGUACAGGACAGAGGCAUCCACCUAUGUUCCCCUAGCCCUCUGCAGAAGCACAGGACUGCCCCCUACAAAAUCUGGACCUUGAUCCCCAUUUGGUCCCCUCUCCAUCCUGAAGCCCCUAUCUCCUGUGGCAGCCAGCAGGUAUGACAUGGGUCAGGACCCACGAACAGUCAAGAAACAACUUGUUUGUGUAUUCUCUGGGCAUCACAGGGUGCUAGGGACUGGAGCCUGCUGAGAGCAGGGCUGGCCUGAUCCUACAGAGCUGGCUGCAACCAUAUCACUCUCCUGCCCCCAAACCUCCCUGAUGUCCCCUCUACACAGAAUGAAUUCAGGUUCCUCUCCUCAGCACCUUACGCCUGCCCCUCCCUUCUUGUUUAGACUCAGCCAGCUUAGCUGGACACAGCCCUUGUUCUUCCUUCUUUCACCCCUCUGUCUGCUAACAUGCCCUUUCUACUUCUUCACCUCCCAGUCCUUGGAGGCCCAGCUUGUAUCCCUGUUUCUCCAGGAGGCCUUCUGUCUUUCUUCUAGCCCCUGGAGGGCUAUUUCCUCCCAGUUUGCCUUUUGUGGAGGGCAUCAGUGGUGGAUCUGUUUUCCUGGAGACAUGGGCUGUCCUCAGUGGUGGGGACUUCAUUAUUCUGUCUUAUGAACCACUCAGUGUACUAGGGGAAACACCUGGUUGGACUGUAGGGAGUUGAGUGGGCCCAGCAGGCCCUGAGCUGGGGCUCUUGGAAAGAGGAGCCUGCCUGCCUGGGGAGGUGAGCAUGACACAAGGCAAUCUGGCCGAGUGCUACCACUGCUGGCCAAGGCCUGGAUUCUUCCAGGAAGACUUUAUUGUGUCUAGAAAGUUCCCAGAGGCUGAGCUAAGGAAUGAGAACAUCUCAAGGAGAAGAGGCAGUGUGCCCAAAGACCAGGGUGAGUUUGGCAAUGGCAGGCAUCUUUAAUGGGCACAGGGAAGCAGAAUUGCAGAUGAGACCAAAUUAAGGUGGACCUGGGUGGCCAGGUCAGGAACUUGAGUUCUUUCUCAAGGGUGGCAGGGCUGCUUGAGGGGUCAUUAAGGUUCAGCAAGGAGAGUAGAUUGAGGCACAGAGUCUGGAGAAGGAAGACAUGAUUUAUGAUCCCUAAUCUUGAGAGAGGAGCCUGUGGCUUGGGUGGACCUGGGAUAUAGAGAGAGACCAUCUGGGAGUUGACAAUUGAGAUGGAAGUGAGCUGUCUUUCUUAAUUCAGUCCUAUCAACCCCAUCAUACCCACUUUUCCCCUCAUUUUAAAGAAUGAUCAUGUACCUUGCCCAGGGUCCCAGAGCCAGAAAUGGGGGAUUAGAAUUAAGCCUGGGUAAGCCUUUGUCAGUACCUUCACCAGUCCUUUCUGAUGGCCUAUGACACUGAGGUACACUCAGCACAUGGCCAGAGGACAGAGAGCAGAAGUCAGCUUCUCCCUUCCUAAUUGCCAGCUGGUAGAUUCAAGACUUAUAGGUUGCUGCCUGGUCUCAUGGCCUGUCCCCUUCUCCCUGUGUCCAUUGCCACUGCUCUUUGCCUGGCAUCCCCUGCCUCCAGACUGGUCAUCUCCUAAAUUCCUUUACGUGGCAGUUAGGGGAUGUUUCUAAAUGCAAGUCUGAUCACACUUAAAAUUUUUAGUACCACUAGUACCAAGUAUAGGCACCUUGGCUCAAGCCUUCAGAUCUCUGAUCUGCCUGCCACUGGCCACUGUGGUCUUAGCUCCUUCAAGUGUAUCCACUUCCUGAAGGCCAAGUGGCCGGUUCUAAGCACUGUGUGCACCUCCUACAUAGUGCCCUUUGCUCUCUGUUCUUGCUGUUCCUGGAAUGUUCUUCCUCUGCUUGCCACCUAAAGAGCACCUACUCGUCUAGGAUAAGGUGAUUGUCCCUCACCUUUUCUUUAACUUUGCCAGGCUGUGUGAAAGGGCUGCCUUUUGUUUCUGUACAUGCCUGAAAGCAGUUUUGCCUUGCUAAUAGAAUCAACAUCUAUUGGGCCAUGGAGGUGAGAGCCCAUUAAUUUAUUUGAAAACUGAGCAUUUAUACAUGGGGAAACUGAAGUUCAGAGAGAGCUACUUAUUUGUUUAAGGCUGAUCAAUAAGGAGUACAGGGAAGACUCCAAACUCCGUGUACUUGCUCAUUUGUGCAAUCACAAAUGCAGGUGUUAAACUGCUCUGGGUACCAGCCUCUGUGUAAGCGACACAACCGCUUUGAAGACAGAAGCAGCAUCCAUGUCCUUGCCUCUCUGCUGAUGUCUGUCUACAGGAGCUGUUGUCAUAUCUCUGUCCUCUCUCCCUUUCCUCUCCUUCUGGCUAGGAUAUUGGAGUUUAGGACAUAGUCAUGCGUCCCAGUCAGGGGUCAUCUUUUAGGGCCAUCUAUGAUGCACCCUCUCUGCUCUUUAUCUCAGCUUCUGUUUGUGCAUCCACAAGUCUGAACACUGGCCUAAGGAAGGGACCCUGGGGUGUGUCGCUCUGGGUACCUGGGAGAGCACCCUUUAGAGACAAUUGUAAUCAAGUCAUGAGCUUCCCAGCCAGAUCUGUCUUUAGUCUGCAUUUCUUUAGGUGAUUUAUCUUAGCUGGGCCUCCCAAGUCUCCUGUACGUAGAUUGGAGUGAUGAUCUUGUGCAUUGUGGGUGGAUGAGGUCACUUGUGGUUACAGCUAUACACUGUUUACCCUUAUGUGCUAGCACCCAUGGAUACCCAGUGAAGGCUUGUUGAAAGAACCAGAGACUUGUUAUUAGUGAAUCCAUUUUGGUGCCUCCUGAUUAGUUCCCUCUCUCAUCCUUGAUAGAGAAUUUCCCAGUUUGCCCCUGACCCUCUACCCUUAUCUAAUCUACUUCUUUGAUUUAAUUAGUGACAAAUAUCUCCUUGCCUGUGUUCAAUCCCAGACUUUCUCCUGGCCCAGAGAUCUGCAUACAUCUACUUCCUCCAUCUCCCUAGUCCCUCCUCUCCUUCCUCUAUCCCUCCCAUAAACACAUUGAAUUCCUCUCAUAGUAUGCUCACGGUUAGCAAACAGAGACAGCCCCUGCCUGAAUGGAGCUUUCAUUCUACCCAAAAACAUGUAAUUACACAGUGUGUCUAAAGUGCAAUAAAGCAGAAGUCCUGGAUAUGAUGACAAACGUC
Messenger RNA from Nannospalax galili (Upper Galilee mountains blind mole rat), 5038 nucleotides. It is a transcript of the gene Faah, whose product is annotated as fatty acid amide hydrolase. The record is from RefSeq and is a predicted model, not a curated record. Lineage: Eukaryota; Metazoa; Chordata; Mammalia; Rodentia; Spalacidae. Bases 129 to 1874 code for a protein of 581 amino acids. Gene Ontology annotation, biological process: fatty acid catabolic process. The transcript has 15 exons. Gene Ontology annotation, molecular function: fatty acid amide hydrolase activity; amidase activity.